AUGGCCUCCCCACCCACCCCCUCCGGCUCCCGCCCCGCACUUGGCCACGUCAACCUCAUGGCGGACACACUCAUCGCAAAUGCGACCCCAGACGAUCUUCGUGCUAUCAUACGAAGUAUGGUCUCCUCCGCCACACCUGGAAUCGCCGCAGCUCUAAACGCUGCUGCUCGGGAACGUCUGUCGCAAACAGCCUACACGGGCAUCCCUACACCCCCCUCCUCCGCGGGCUCAUCCCCUCGAGAAGCCGAUAUCUCCGCAUUCCCAUUACUUACGCCGUAUGGGCCGACACCGCAUAUGCAAGAACUUCUUCGACGAGCGAGGGCACUGUACGGGUCGGGAAUGGGCUUUGCUUCCCUUGGGCUCCUUGCCCAUGCGGCCCGCUCAACCCUCGGUCUACGUUGGGAUGCCGAAGGAGAAGAGCAACUUACAGACAUUCUUGCCCUGCUUGACGCCGAUAUGGCGCAAGCAGUCCAGAGUUGCAAAGAAGAGGUGGAUUCGGGCCGCGUCCAUUCAUGGGAAGAGGCCAGUUUUGCUGUCAGUGACCUGCGCGCUGCUCUUCGAGAAUGUGAAGCCGACUGUGCUUCUCGCGCCAGAAGACAGAUGGUUUGCAGCGGCGAAAAGGAGUUCGCGUUUGAGCGCGCAAUGAUCAGUUUAAACUACUGGGAGGUCCCCGUCCUAAGGUCUCGAUGUAACGAGAUUAAAACGAGAUAG
Messenger RNA from Mycena indigotica, 711 nucleotides. RefSeq lists its product as uncharacterized. Bases 1 to 711 code for a protein of 236 amino acids. The transcript is spliced from 4 exons. The record is from RefSeq and is a predicted model, not a curated record. NCBI's taxonomy places the organism in Eukaryota, Fungi, Basidiomycota, Agaricomycetes, Agaricales, Mycenaceae.